Molecule: messenger RNA, 645 nt
Organism: Orbilia oligospora ATCC 24927
Lineage: Eukaryota; Fungi; Ascomycota; Orbiliomycetes; Orbiliales; Orbiliaceae
Exons: 4
Coding region: 1-645 (214 amino acids)
Biological process (GO): protein retention in ER lumen; endoplasmic reticulum to Golgi vesicle-mediated transport; intracellular protein transport
Cellular component (GO): endoplasmic reticulum; endoplasmic reticulum-Golgi intermediate compartment; COPII-coated ER to Golgi transport vesicle
Source: RefSeq, a predicted model, not a curated record
AUGGCACCACUACAUACAUACCUCCUCGCCACUCUGCUCUCCCUCAUAUACCUAACCCGUCCAGCAUCCGCGACAGCAUUAACCUACAAGCUCGCCGCAAACGAAGAACACUGCGUCUUCAUCCAUAACGACAAAAAGGGCGUCAAAAUCGCUUUUUACUUCGCCGUUCAAGCCGGUGGUUCCUUCGAUGUAGACUACACGGUCAAAGCCCCCAACGAUGUAAUCGUCCUCGACGGCACCAAGGAGCGUCAAGGAGACUUUGUUUUCACCGCAAAUGAAUUGGGAGAAUACUCCUUCUGCUUCUCCAACGAUAUGUCGACUUUUGCCGAAAAGCUCGUGGAUUACGAGAUCGCUGUCGAACACGAACAACGUGCCGAACUCCCCACCCGUCCAGGAACAACCCCAGAGCAAACCACCAACCUCGAGGAAUCGAUCUUCAAGCUCUCCGGCCAACUCUCCACCAUCUCCCGAAACCAAAAAUACUUCCGUACCCGUGAAAACCGUAACUUCUCUACCGUCAAAUCUACCGACACCAGAAUAAUGAACUUCUCGCUCAUCGAGAGUCUUAUGAUGGUCACUAUGAGCUGUUUGCAGGUUUUCAUCGUUAGGUUCUUUUUCCAGGGUGCUAGAAAGGGAUACGUUUGA